UCGGCUCCUGGCUCCGGGUUCCCUGUUCCCUGCGCAGUGCUGUUCCUCAAACGACGCGCAGCCUAGGACUGUGGGUGAGGACGCGGGAGGCAGUGUCGUCGGAUCCGCCCGCAGUCCGCAGCCCCACUGAGCCCGGAGGCCGCCGGGAUGGAGCCGCGGCUCCCGGUUGGAGCCCAGCCCCUUGCUACUAUCGAGGGUAUGGAGAUGAAGGGUACUCUGCGGGAGCCCCGCGCCCUGACGCUAGCCCAGAGGAACGGGCAAUAUGAGUUAAUAAUCCAGUUGCGCGAGAAGGAACAGCAUGUUCAAGAUAUCAUUCCUAUAAAUAGCCACUUCAGAUGUGUUCAAGAAGCAGAAGAAACUCUUUUGAUUGAUAUAGCUUCAAACAGUGGCUGCAAAAUUCGGAUUCAGGGAGAUCGGACCAGAGAGCGGCGCUUUGAAAUCCCUGAUGAGGAACACUGUCUGAAGUUCCUCUCGGAGGUCCUUGCUGCUCAGGAAGCUCAGUCACAACUUCUUGUUCCAGAGCAAAAGGACUCAUCUAGCUGGUACCAGAAGUUAGACACUAAGGACAAACCUUCUGUUUUUUCAGGGCUUCUUGGAUUUGAGGAUAAUUUUUCAUCUAUGAAUUUGGACAAGAAAAUUAAUUCACAAAAUCAUCCUACAGGGAUUCAUCGGGAACCCCCUCCACCACCCCCUUCAGUGAAUAGAAUGCUUCCACGUGACAAAGAAGCUUCUAACAAGGAACAGCCCAAAGUGACCAACACUAUGCGGAAGCUCUUUGUACCAAAUACCCAGGCUGGACAGCGGGAGGGCCUCAUCAAACAUAUCCUGGCAAAGCGAGAGAAAGAAUAUGUCAACAUUCAGAAUUUCAGAUUUUUUGUUGGAACGUGGAACGUGAAUGGCCAGUCUCCAGAUAGUGAAUUGGAACCUUGGCUGAACUGUGAUUCAAAUCCUCCUGAUAUCUACUGUAUUGGAUUCCAAGAGCUGGACUUGAGCACAGAAGCCUUUUUCUACUUUGAAUCUGUGAAAGAACAAGAGUGGUCCAUGGCUGUGGAGAGAGGUUUGCAUUCCAAAGCCAAGUAUAAAAAAGUUCAACUAGUCCGCCUUGUUGGGAUGAUGCUCCUCAUAUUUGCCAGAAAGGACCAGUGGCGAUAUAUCCGUGAUGUUGCUACAGAAACAGUUGGAACCGGAAUCAUGGGGAAAAUGGGAAACAAAGGUGGGGUAGCUGUGAGAUUUGUAUUUCACAACACUACCUUUUGCAUUGUCAACUCCCACCUGGCUGCCCACGUGGAGGACUUUGAGAGAAGGAAUCAAGAUUAUAAGGACAUCUGUGCACGUAUGAGUUUUGUGGUCCCAAAUCAGACCCUUCCACAGCUGAACAUCAUGAAACAUGAUGUUGUCAUCUGGUUGGGAGAUUUGAACUAUAGACUUUGUAUGCCUGAUGCCAAUGAAGUGAAGAGUCUUAUUAACAAGAAUGACCUUCAGAGACUCUUGAAAUUUGACCAGCUAAAUAUUCAGCGCACACAGAAAAAAGCUUUUGCUGACUUCACCGAAGGUGAAAUCAAAUUUAUCCCCACUUAUAAGUAUGACUCUAAAACAGACCGAUGGGAUUCCAGUGGGAAAUGUCGGGUUCCAGCCUGGUGUGACCGGAUUCUUUGGAGAGGAACAAAUGUUAAUCAGCUUCAUUACCGGAGUCAUAUGGAACUAAAAACCAGUGACCACAAGCCUGUUAGCGCCCUCUUCCAUAUUGGGGUGAAGGUUGUGGAUGAACGGAGGUAUCGGAAAGUGUUUGAAGAUAUUGUACGGAUUAUGGACAGGAUGGAAAAUGACUUCCUUCCUUCCUUAGAACUCAGCAGGAGGGAGUUUGUGUUUGAGAAUGUGAAGUUUCGGCAACUACAAAAGGAGAAGUUCCAGAUCAGCAACAAUGGCCAGGUUCCCUGCCAUUUUUCUUUCAUCCCUAAACUUAAUGACAGCCAGUACUGCAAGCCAUGGCUUCGGGCUGAACCUUUUGAGGGCUACUUGGAGCCAAAUGAGACAGUGGACAUUUCCCUUGAUGUGUAUGUCAGCAAAGACUCUGUGACCAUCCUGAAUUCAGGGGAAGAUAAGAUUGAAGAUAUUCUAGUCCUUCACCUGGAUCGAGGCAAAGAUUACUUCUUGACCAUUAGUGGAAAUUACCUCCCAAGUUGUUUUGGUACAUCCUUAGAGGCUUUGUGCCGAAUGAAAAGACCAAUCCGAGAAGUUCCCGUCACCAAACUCAUAGACUUGGAAGAAGACAGCUUCCUAGAAAAGGAGAAAUCCCUUCUGCAGAUGGUUCCCUUGGAUGAAGGUGCCAGCGAGAGACCCCUUCAGGUCCCCAAGGAGAUCUGGCUUCUGGUAGAUCACUUAUUCAAAUAUGCCUGUCACCAGGAGGACCUGUUCCAAACCCCUGGAAUGCAGGAGGAGUUACAGCAGAUCAUUGAUUGUCUGGAUACUAGCAUUCCCGAGACAAUCCCUGGCAGUAAUCACUCUGUGGCUGAAGCCCUGCUCAUUUUCCUGGAAGCCCUGCCAGAGCCUGUCAUCUGUUAUGAGCUUUAUCAGCGAUGCCUUGACUCUGCUCAGGAUCCCCAGAACUGCCGACAGGUGAUUUCCCAGCUUCCAAGAUGCCAUAGAAAUGUUUUCCAUUACUUGAUGGCAUUCCUUCGAGAACUCUUAAAAUUCUCUAAAUACAACAACGUCAGCGAAAACAUGAUAGCCACUCUCUUCACUAGUCUUCUCCUGAGGCCUCCACCCAACCUUAUGGCAAGACAGACUCCAAGUGACCGUCAACGUGCUAUCCAGUUCCUUCUGGUAUUUCUUGAAAGCGAUGAAGACUAAUAAGCCUUUUCCUCUUAGUACUCUCUGAGAUUCUAGAGGUGGAAGAUCUUGGGCACCAAGUAUUUCAGAAUGAUUUGAAAAGUCAUGCCACAGGAAGGGUCUGUUGCAGAAUUUUGAGCCUGUUGGCAUGAAAAGGUUGUUUCUAGUGCAAGAGG
This is a messenger RNA of Lontra canadensis (Northern American river otter), 3005 nucleotides long. It is a transcript of the gene OCRL, whose product is annotated as OCRL inositol polyphosphate-5-phosphatase. NCBI's taxonomy places the organism in Eukaryota, Metazoa, Chordata, Mammalia, Carnivora, Mustelidae. The transcript has 24 exons. The record is from RefSeq and is a predicted model, not a curated record. Gene Ontology annotation, cellular component: membrane; cytoplasm. The coding region runs from base 148 to 2850 and encodes 900 amino acids. Gene Ontology annotation, biological process: phosphatidylinositol dephosphorylation; signal transduction. Gene Ontology annotation, molecular function: phosphatidylinositol-4,5-bisphosphate 5-phosphatase activity; inositol phosphate phosphatase activity.